CAAGGUUUCCUCAAAGCACAGUCUGCCACCCGUACCGCUCCGCCAUGGCCUGGAUCACACCGAGAUUGCGUCGUCGUAGCCUCUGUCCCACCAGAAUUCCUUCCCUCCCUCUCUUAUUCGAUCCUCCGCCGAGCCUUUAUCGAGUAAUCACAGCUUCAUCUUCUUCCUGUAUCACGUUACGUCAUCUCACUGCGUCUCAGCUUCCUGCUGGCCGUAUCAGUCUCUCCCCAGGUCGCUACGAUGAAGCUCUAGUGAAUCCUAGCAUCGCAUUCCUCACCGUCAGAUUUCACUUCAUCACGUACCAAAGUCGCCGCCCUCCAUGAAACUGUACUCGUCGUAGCGAUCCAAUCAGUAGUACGGCGUGCUGACCGACCUCGCCUCAGAGGCCACGAUGGCUUCCAGUAGUCGUAGCAGUACGGCGGGUGACGCCGACGCUACUGAUCGCUGCUCGUUGGAUUCUUUGCCGGACGAUCUUCUCAUCGAGAUAUUCCGCCGCCUUGAGCCAAGACCGAUUCUUUCAUCCGACGCUCUUACCGACCAGCAGCACGCUCUUUCAGCUUCCUACGCCUCCUCUUUCGCCUCCUUCUCUCACGCCUCCUUCUCUCCCGCCUCCUUCUCUCCCGCCUCCUCCUCCUCCCACGCAUUCGUGUGUCGCCACUGGCACGACCUUGCCUAUAUCGCAAGGACAUCUAUCAACAUGAAGCGUCGUCGGAGGAUCUCCGCCUCGCAGCUGAUCCAGGCCGUUCAUCGCAUGCCGAGUCUCAGAUCGCUCGAGAUCUUCAUUCUCGGUACGGAUCGCGUCACGGACGCCCUCCUUGCGGGGAUCGCGCACACAAGCCCCGGCCUAGAGCGCCUUUCCGUAACCUGCGGACGUAGCGACGAGUACACGGCCAGAGGGCUCGAAAAGCUCUUCCGAACCUGCACGCGGCUGGCGGAUCUCUCGCUGAACUGCCCGCCCACCAUCACCUCUUUCCCGGGCAGCAUCUCAGCUGUGCGUGGACUCGUACGCCUCAACAUCUGCUCUGUCGACCUGCUCCGUUUCCCUGACGAGAUCGGCGCGCUUCACGCUCUGGCGUCCCUCGUGUUGCAGACGCCUCUUGUCGCAUCGCUGCCCAGCAGCCUGGGGGAUCUCAGCAGCCUGCGGGAGUUGGAGCUGGUGGGUUGUAGCUCGUUAUCCUCGUUACCCGACACGGUUGGGCGGCUCUUGAAGCUGUCCCGCCUUUCUGCGUCGCAUUGCAGCGGGAUUACCUCCCUUCCGGACGCCCUCUGCCAGUGCAUCUCCUUGGACUCCCUGGAUCUCUUUCUGCCAGGCCUUGCCUGGCUGCCGGAGAAUCUCGGGCAGCUGAGAAACCUCCGCCAGCUUCUCCUGUCGUUCUGCAUCGGGCUUGGUGACCUCCCGGGUUCUAUUACGCAGCUAUCUUCACUCCAGGAGUUUGCCGCUGUUCGGUGCUUCAUGCCGCUCCCUGAAGACCUUGGGAACUUGACUAAUCUCCUGUCUUUGGACCUGCAGUGCAGAACGCUCAGCCACCUGCCGUCCUCUCUGCCCCAGCUCGCUCUUCUUCGUCGCCUUGCAAUCUCCCGCACCAGCCAGCUGUUUGCUCUGCCGGAGACCAUCGGCCAACUGUCUGCACUCAAACAGCUGGACCUGUCCCGCUUGAGCAAUCUCCAGAGCCUUCCGAAUGCAAUUGGGCAGCUGCAGCAGCUUCGGUCGCUGAGGAUCCAUCGCUGUGAUUCGCUCCAGGAGCUUCCAGAGUGCCUGUCGCAACUGCGUGCGUUGAGGACUCUCAUUAUCGCCAAAUGUAAAGUUUUCUGCCGUAUUCCGAAAAGCAUCCACCACCUGUGUGAACUUCGACAGCUGAGUCUCCACGCCUGCCCUAAAAUUUUCCAGCUGCCUGCCAGCCUUGCUCUCUGUGAUUCCCUCUGGAGCAUCUCCGUUUGCGAAUGCUAUGAUCUCAUGGACGUGCCAGAGGAGAUUCAAUACCUGGUUGAUGAGGAUAGUGAGUGCAGCGAUGAUGACAGCUCGGAGGAGGGGAGUGAGGGGGAGAGUGAGGAGGAUGAAAGUGAGGAAGAUGAGGAGGAGGAGGAGUAUGAGGGGGAGGAGGAUGAGGGGGGGGAGGAUGGAUGGGGAGAGGAUGAGGGGGAGGAGGAUGGGAGGAGGAUGAUAGGGAGGGGGGUGAGAGUGAGGAGGCUGAGAGUUAGGAGGAUUAUGAGAGGAGGACGGGAGGAUCAGAAUGAGGAGGAUGAGAGUGAGGAUGAUGGAUGGGAGGAGGAUGGGAGUGAGGAGCAUGUGGGGGAGGAGGAUGGAAGGAGGAGGAUAGUGAGGGGGAUGAGAGUGAGGAGAUUACAAAUUUGAAGGAUGAGGCAGAUGAGUAGAGGAUGGGAGGAGGAUGAAAUUCAGGAGGAUGAAUGAUGAGGUGGAGGAAUCAAUCACCCCAACCAAUGCAGCAGCGGAAGGUGAUGUGGGGGGUAAAGGGUUGUUCAAGGGGAGGCCAGGAGGAUGGAGAUACCAGCGGCAGGAGAUCCAGGUGUAGACACACAGCUUCAGAAGUGGACGCCGAUUGGCUGUUUUUUUUUUGCCUAGGUUCAUUCCAUUUUACUUCAUUGGUCUCGUUCCAUUUCAUUGUGCACGGUAGUGGCGGUGUUUCUGGGUUGAAACUUGUAACCAUAUGUUCAACAUUG
Molecule: messenger RNA, 2679 nt
Organism: Closterium sp. NIES-67
Lineage: Eukaryota; Viridiplantae; Streptophyta; Zygnematophyceae; Desmidiales; Closteriaceae
Source: the annotation of a GenBank genome assembly